Molecule: messenger RNA, 323 nt
Organism: Staurois parvus
Lineage: Eukaryota; Metazoa; Chordata; Amphibia; Anura; Ranidae
Source: the annotation of a GenBank genome assembly
GCUUGGUAUGGCUCUGCUAUACCAAGCAGUGUGCUUACAGUGGAACACAGACAACCCACGUAGUAAAACAGCACAGUUAACCCUUUGAUCACCCCACUUUAACCCCCUUCCUGCCCAUUACCAUUAGUACAGUGUCAGGGGCGGACUGACAACUCAUGGGGCCCCGGGGCAAUAGGGGAUCAUGUGGCCCCUGUGUCCUCACCCACACUCAAACCACACCCAAAAAAGCUUAUGAAAGGUACCAGGGACAUCUCACGGGGCCCCCUACUGACCCCAGGCCCUCUGGCAGUGCCUGAGUUCCCAAAUGGUCAGUCCGCACCUGG